This is a messenger RNA of Zea mays, 1006 nucleotides long. RefSeq lists its product as uncharacterized. Gene Ontology annotation, biological process: protein ubiquitination. The coding region runs from base 201 to 692 and encodes 163 amino acids. The transcript has a single exon. The record is from RefSeq and is marked validated. Gene Ontology annotation, molecular function: zinc ion binding; DNA binding; ubiquitin-protein transferase activity. NCBI's taxonomy places the organism in Eukaryota, Viridiplantae, Streptophyta, Magnoliopsida, Poales, Poaceae.
GCUCGCCCACCCUCCCCGCGGAUCACAGACAGCCUGUGCCCGCCUUCCAGUCCACAAUCUCCCUGCCUCUCCUCUCCCACCCUCCCUCCGAAAAGCAAGCUCCGGCCCGGACCGCCCCACCGCGCGCGCGCAUACACAGAGAGAGAGAGAGAGACCGCACGGUCGUUCGGGGUUCCUUUGGCCAGGCGCACGACACGAGCAUGGCGCAGCGCGACAAGAAGGAGGAGCCCACGGAGCUGCGGGCGCCGGAGAUCGCGCUCUGCGCCAACAACUGCGGCUUCCCGGGCAACCCGGCCACGCAGAACCUGUGCCAGAGCUGCUUCUCGGCGUCGAGGUCGUCGUCGUCGUCUUCGCAGCCGUCCCCUACCUCCUCUCCCUCAGCUUCCGCGCCGGCCGCCGCGGUGCCGCAGCCGAGGCCGGCGCUCCUGGACGCGGCGCUGCAGCUGGCGCCUCCGGCCGCGGCCGCGGGCCAGCCUGUGGAGGCCUCGGCCAGGACUUCUGCCAACCGGUGCUCCAGCUGCCGGAAGCGCGUGGGGCUGACGGGGUUCCGGUGCCGCUGCGGCGACCUGUUCUGCGGCGCGCACCGGUACUCGGACCGCCACGGCUGCCGCUACGACUACAGGGGCGCCGCCCGGGACGCCAUCGCCCGGGAGAACCCGGUGGUGCGCGCGGCCAAGAUCGUUAGGUUCUGAUUCGACCGGCGGGCGGAGGAAGGAAUUGCAGAGAGGGAAAACGAAGAUUCCAAGGGCGGAAGGGGGGAAAGGCAUGCGAAAUCAGAGAGGUCUUCGGUGUUACUACUAUGCUGUUCUUGGACGUGUUUGAUUUUUAAUCUCCUUUUAUAUAUAUAUAUAUAUAUAAUUUUCCUACGGAGGUGGGAGGAGAGGAGGUGGACGAAGAAUAGUGUAAUGAUAAUGGUGGUGGUGCAGCGGCGGUGGUUGAGGGCCCAAAACGAUGAACACAUGGGGUUGGGUUGGGUGUAUGUAUCUAUCUGUCACACGCAGCUUUU